CAGCCAUUUAAUAACGCGAGACGCACUUGUGGCAAAUGUUCGGAUCCGUUCCAUUAAUAUUUCUAGCGGAAAAAGUGUGAUUUAAUAUAAUAAAUAUCAACUGAAUAAAAGUAAAAAUCUUUUGAAGAGAUUGCGCAAAAGAUGGAAGUGAACGAAAAUGAAAUUAUAUAGCAAAAAUAUAUCUGAAAAAAUUUUGCGUGAAAAUCUUCAAGUGAAGCGAAUAGAAGUGGACGAACAUAGAGCAAAAGCAAUAGAAGCAGAGAAAGACCAAGGAUUGUUAAAAGAAGAAGAAGCGGUAGAGACAGUAGCUAGAGUGAGAGAGCGGCAGUUGCAUGAAACCGAAACAAGUGAAAAAAACAGAACAGCAACAGUGAAUACACAAGCAACAAUAAAGACUGCAACAAAAGUGGCAAUAGGCUCGGCAGCGACGUCGACAGUAUUUUCAGCUGCGGUCGCGGCGACGACGGCAAUAUGUUCAGUCGGCAGACGUGUGUGAAAGAUUUUGCAGAAAAAAAACGUGAAAUAAACUAAAAGUAUAAGUGAAAAGAAGUACAUAGCGUAGUUACGUUAGAGAUUUGAUUUGCUUACAACUAUUGACUAUAAAUAAUAAACUGAAUGCAAUAAAGUCUAGUUGAUAAAAAUGUGUCUUUACCGGGUAACGAGAAACGUUUCGUAAGUGUAUAUCAUUUAUUGAAAAUAGCGUAUCGAGGAAAAUUGUGAAUAUCGGAAAAUACAUAAAAUCUAAAAUUGUAAUUAAAACAGAAAGAAGAAGCAACAAAGUGUAGAAGAGAAAAGAAAUAGCAAAUGAGCGAAUGUUAGUGGAACUGCUCACGCACCGUUUUACCACGUUAAAAACGAACGUGAGCCGCAAAGCAAACGUGAAAUCUGGGUACAGCAGCUAGUUUGGUGUAUAUUCUCCGAUUGGUGUUGUGUAACUCGACCGCUGAGCCACUUUUCUUCAGUACACAUUGCUGAGUUUUGAUUUGAUCGGGAUUGCCCCAAACAGCUGGAAAAGAGCGGAGAUUCUCCGAACAAUAAAUGGAAAAAACUUGAGGUCUAUGCAUGGAUUAAAAAGAAAGCGUUUCCAAGCCUAAUAUAAGAAAGGUUGUGUGCUGUGUUAUUGGUAUUUUGUGCGAAGGGUGAGCGGAGCGGUACCAAAAGCAGAGGUAGCACAACACAACACACCGAAAGUACAACCACGGCAACGACUACGAAGCACUAACAACAAAACUUAUGCUCAUCGUGCACGAGUGUAUCGGCGACUGCGACUACGUUUGCUACUGCAGAGAUUGAGGCGGACACGAGUGCGAGUACGAGCGCAACGACGAUUAUUUAGUGAAGUGGUUGUGAAAAGCAGAAGUAGCGGCAGAAAUAGCAACAAGAGCAUAAAAAAAGAAAAAACGGUAAAAAGAAGAAGCAAGCAAGGCAAACAUGAACUAAAUUUUGCACGAAAAGACGAGAAACCAACAACUUUUAUUGUAAAAAGUUCGUGUUAGAGUGUGUUCUAGCAAAAAUUGAUAAAAGUUGAAGAAAAAAUUAACUUCUCAUAAAACUAGGGCCAAGUGCUAGCUAGCGAGUGGAGCAUUGAAAGGAGGUAGAGAAGAGGAACCAACAAUACUAGUAGUAGUUGCUGCAGCGCAGUAGCUGAACCACUGGCAGAGGUACCGUGUAAGAAGAAAAGUACCGUGACUGUAGAAAAGUAAUACGACGAAUAACAGGAGGACGAACAAAACGCACAAAUUGCCCACAGAAACAACUUGAUAUAACAGAAAGUAAAAUAAAUAUGUUGAAAGUCAAAGGAGAAAAGUGGAGAAUGGCUGCGUGAGCUUCGCAGCGGCGGUAAGCGCCAAUUAAAUUUUGUAUGGUGGCCUCAAAACAAAAAGAAUCAGAGAAAAGAGUGUAUUUUAUGAAGUAAAAAGCAAAAACCUGCAGAAGUGUUUUGAACAGUGAAUGCGAUUUAUAUAAAAAUUGUAUAAGAAAACAGAUAAAAUUGAGAUUUUAAUAUAAACUUCGAACGUGCAAUUGGAAACGGUAAAUAACAAAUAAUCUUGCAGAGUCCAAUACUAGCAGUGCUCGUAUCUUUAAUAAGAGCAUUACCAGAACUAAACCAUCUUGUUUCAGACCCGGUGCUGUAUGCAGCAUUGAAUCAAGUAAAUCAACCAAACAAUCGAAACCGACCAAAAGUCAUAAUUCAAAAUAUAAACCUUGCAAUACAUCACAAUAGAGAAUGUACGGGAAAGCUAAAACGUCAUCAGUGCCGUCAGAUGCACAGGCACGCGAGAAAUUGGCGCUAUAUGUUUACGAAUACCUGUUACAUGUUGGUGCCCAGAAAGCAGCGCAAACUUUUCUAUCGGAAAUUCGAUGGGAGAAGAACAUCACAUUAGGCGAGCCACCUGGAUUCCUGCAUACAUGGUGGUGUGUCUUUUGGGAUCUAUACUGCGCCGCACCAGAGCGUCGUGAUCAAUGUGAUCACUCAUCAGAGGCAAAAGCUUUCCAUGACUACGGCUUUGUUAGUUCUGGCUACGGAGUAAAUGGUAUCGGUCCCGGUGGACCACACAGUGCUGGUGGCCCAGCUCCCAGCCCACUUGGUCAAAUGCCACCAGGUGGUGAAGGCCCAAUGGGGCCUGGCGGACCGAUGGGUCCUAAUUUCUUUCCAAAUUCCACAAUGCGCCCGUCUCCCCCGACGCACGCGUCCAGUCCACAACCACCACCAUCUCAAAUGAUGCCUGGUCAACCGCCAUUCAUGGGAGGUCCCCGAUAUCCCGGCGGUCCACGUCCUGGUGUCCGUAUGCAAGGAAUGGGAAAUGAAUUCAAUGGGCCACCUGGUCAACCGAUGAUGCCGAAUAGCAUGGAUCCGACGCGACCGGGUGGAAUGGGUCCCAUGAACCCACGUAUGAACCCCCCACGCGGUCCUGGAGGCAUGGGCCCAAUGGGAUAUGGCGGCCCUGGCGGCAUGCGGGGACCAGCACCUGGCCCAGGCGGUAUGCCGCCCGGCAUGGGCAUGGGCGCAGGAGGAAGACCACCUCAGUGGCAACCAAACGCCACAGCCCCUAUGAAUGCGUAUUCAUCCUCUUCGCCAGGUAACUAUGGGCCUGGACCCGGUUCGAAUGGGCCGCCUGGUCCUGGAACGCCGAUUAUGCCCUCACCCCAAGAUAAUACACAAGCAGGACCUGGCGGUCCUGGCGAUAAUAUGUAUUCGAUAAUGAAACCUGAAUUUCCAAUGGGAGGUGGCCCUGAUGGCGGUGGCGGCGGUCCGGGUGGUAUGGGUCCUAUGGGUGGUGGACCUAACUCAAUGGGACCAGUACUUAAUGGCGGUGGCGGAGAUGGCACUGGAUUAGACGGCAUGAAAAAUUCACCAGCCAACGGCGGUCCCGGUACGCCGCGUGAAGAUUCCGGUAGCGGAAUGGGCGACUAUAACCUUGGUGGAUUCGGAGGACCUGGCGAAAACGAUCAGAACGAAUCGGCGGCUAUAUUAAAAAUAAAAGAAAGUAUGCACGAAGAGGCGAAACGGUUUGAAAAAGACUCUGAACAUCCGGACUAUUUCAUGCAAUAACAACAUAGUAGCAACAACACAGCCACGACGCAUACGACAGCAGCAGCAGUGACUGCGGCAGCGGCAGUUGCAGCAGCAGCAGCAGCUCUAGGAGCCAACAUGUUGAGCGGUGCGGCCGCAUCUGUUGCCAAUAAUCUUAGCACCAGCAACAACGGCAGCACCAGCGGUAACAACAAUCUCAUCAACCAUGCAAGCAACAGUAGUCCUGCAUCAGUAACGCCGCAUUUUCCUAAGGAACUUAAUUUUUAAUUUAAAUACUUUUUUGAGAGCGAAUACUGCAUACGGAAUGAGAUGUUUGUUAAAAUAAAUAGUAGGAAUCCACACUGAACAGGAAGCAAGGGCAACUCUAGAAAAUUAUUAAUUAUCUCAAAUUAAAAAAAAAAAACGUAUUUGUGAAGUUAUGACACUAAAAUUAGAAACGAGACCGAUUAUACAAAGUAAUAGAAAAUAUCUAAUAAUGUACUAGUUGUUCGGGGAUAUAUGCGGGACUACACAGCAGCCAGCAGCUGGUGAUGUGCGGAUAACGCUGGUAAAAUUUCAAAAUUGGAGACAGCAACCCAAAAUUACCUCUCGAGUAACUUUUACAUUUAAAAAUUUGCAUAAAGUAUUAAAAUUGUACAAAUGAAAGGCGCAAUUAAACAAGUAAUUAGGCUACAAUGGAUGACCGAUUUUAUAAAAUCAAUUGCACACACAUAAAAACCAGCGUCAAGUAAUAGAAGUUUUUCGAGUGUGCAAAUAUACGCGAGUCUUAUUUUCCGAUUUUGAUUCAUAGCUGACUAUGAAACAAAGUAUAAAAAGGAUGAAUAAAGAAUGCGUAAGGGCACAUUUUCUGUAAAAAAAAUACCAAUAUUGUUAAUCAUAAAUAGAAUGGAAAUAACUGCAGAUAUUGUACUUAUCAAGGCGAACUUAAACUGUAAAUUAUUAAAAAUAAAUUAAAAAAAAAUAUUACUAAAUGAAAGAGGAGAGAAAAUAACGUUAAGAUAUAAAUUUAUAACUAUUUAGGAUACGGUUAGCACUUAGGGAUAAAUAUGUACUUUAAUUCAACAUUAGCGUGAAAUAAUAAGUAUGGAAGAGCGGUGUUGCAGCUAGAACUGCUAUGAAACUGUAUAAUCGUCUAUAUAAUGAAUAAACAUGUAAAAUUAUAUAUUUGAAUAAAAAUUAAAUAACAGAUAUUUCACGGGAAGCAACACUCGAAUUUUAUAAACAUUUUCGUUGCAUUAAGUAAAUAUAAAAAAAAGAAAUGAUUUUAAUUGAAGAUACAUUUGUUUAUUCCCUUCAUUCAUCGAAGGCGCAGAGGCAAGGUCUCAUAAAUGUAUGUCAAACGUAACAUGUGAUGCUGCUUAUUGGACAAAAAUUGAAGCCAUCAAUACAGGCAACAACAACAUUGUCCGUUGCGCAAGCGCAAUCACUAAGAUUUAAAUUAGAAUAUAAUGCAAUACAUGAAUACUAUUUUUGCAAAUAUCUAUUUCACUUUCGCUUGCACAUGUUUUGUUUAAAAUUAAAUAUUCCAAAAUUUACCUAUGCUCCAUGUAUUUAAAAUUGCAAUACAGAUGUAUGUGAAAUAAAAAUUUGGUUGGUUUGAAAUGUUGUGCAGCGCACUCGUUUAAUUGGAUUGAAGAGCCUUCGGCAUGUACAUUUUUUAUUUACACUACUUGAGGGACCGUUUCACACAAAUUGCGGCUCACAUGAAAAUUAUAAUGAUGUAAUGGAGAGAAUAAGCAUACUUUCCAACAGUCAUGUGCAACAAACUAAAAACAAAUCUGCAAGUGUGCGCUUUUCGGUCAUUCCAUUAUUACAGGCUAUGGAGCAUAUAUGUACAGCUAUAAUUAAGUGUGUUGUUCCAACUGCAUUGUAUAGUUUGGUACGUUUUUCUGUUUUGUGAUCGGAUUUUACCUAACCUAAUAAUUCCUAAUUCUGGCAACUUGAAAAACAAAAUAUUUUCCAUGGUGUACAUGAGCUUUAAAGAAAUGAAUAGUUAAACACACAUAAACAAGAAAGUCGGAAGAUAGUCAAAACUAAUGUUACACAGUUGAAGCGCAUACAUAUCGCUAGUUUGCUGGUAGUGUCAAUCCGAUUUUUUUUUUCUUUUAUGAUGUGCUAAAAAUUUAAAACGCUAUUUUAUUGAAAAAAAAAGAAAGAAACGAAAGUCUUGAUUUUUUGUGCAGGUACAAUAUUUGUAAUUUUAAAACUGUUUUUUCAAUAUUUUGGAUAAUGCAACUUCUAAAUGGUGCUGGAUUUGUAGAGCUUCUAAAAUAUGCAUUUUAAAUUGGUAAAAAUUGAAAUUUUGAUAGAUUAGGUUUGAUCAAAAACUUUGCUGAAUGAGUUCACAGUUUAUUGCAGUCCAUACAGAAAGUAUUUUAAUUAUAAUUUAAACAAAAUUGUAAAUCCUUGAGCUGGAUUUUAAUUAUAAUUUAAACCAAUUUAAUUGUAAAUCACUUGAGCUGGAUUUUAAUUUUACAAGAGCGGAUUGUUCAGAAUGCUCAGGGCAGUGCAAUCUGUAAGAUUGCAUGAUUCCCAUGACAGUCGGUUCUACGUAACCGGAAUUUAUAUCCGGCCAAGGACUGCCACUUCAGCAGCAUUCACCGUUUAUGUAUGGGGAAUGUUUAUGCUGCUACAACAACAACAUUACAUCAUGCGUUACUUGACAUGUGGCUAUGUAGUAGCUACAAAUAUUGAUAAAAUUGAUAGAUUUGUAUGCUUUGCGCUUUUUCUUCUGCUUUACACCGAUUUUUGGAUGCAUUGAAAUUGGAUUUGAAUGGCUUUAAAGGGCACGCAUACUUUUUGGUAUUUUCGAACUUUCAUACAUUUAUUCUCGGUGUGGUGUCCCAAGUAUGUACAAGAAAUUGCAUGCUCAAUACAGCACUUGAGACUUCAUGUCUAACGAUUAAACUGUGUCUCUCGAGAAUUUGUUCGCCUACUAGAAAGUUUUAACAUUAAACGAAAUGAAUUGUUUAAUAAAAUAAGCCAAAUUGGCUAAAAGUCCGUCUAAUAAGCGACAUUGAAAGACGGUGCUGCGCCAGCGGAUGUAAAAAAACCGUUAUUAAAACAAGUAAAUAAAUGUGUUGCAAAUAUUUUUUGUUUCUUUGCAUACUUUUUCUUAAACACACAAAAAUAUGUAUAAAUAAUAAAACAACAAUGCAAGAAAUAUAAAAGCAAAACGACAACAAAAUAUUGCAUAAUAUAUAAAAAGAAUAAAAGAAUGUUUGUGCAGCAGAUAAAAAUUAUACACCCACAUACAUGUACACAUGUACACAUAGAUAUACAAUUAUUACCUUAUACAUAUAAAUAUAUCAAACACAUACACAACUUAAUAUUGUACAAAAGUUUAAAAUUAUUGCUAUUUAAAUAUAAUUAAAUAAAUACGCAUAUUUAAAUAAAAUAUUUACUUAUUACAUAUAAAUAAAUAGAAUUAUUAUUAUUUUUAGAGCUAGCGCAUUACAACUUAAAAGUCUUUAUAGUUAUUAUUAUUAUUAACAGGAGAAGAAGGCAAACAACAGUUAAUAGAAAUAGAAUAAAAAACAUAAAAAGCGCAAAAACUUUCAAAAAAUUACAAAAAAUGGUUGAAUAAAAAAAUUAAGUAAAUUGUAAGUUAGUAAUGAGAAAAUUUAUUAUGUAUGUAUGUAUGUAUUGUACAAAAUACAUGUGUGCGUUGUGCUUAUAAUAA
This is a messenger RNA of Anastrepha obliqua, 7217 nucleotides long. RefSeq names its product single-stranded DNA-binding protein 3 (gene Ssdp). The transcript has 3 exons. Gene Ontology annotation, molecular function: protein binding; single-stranded DNA binding. The record is from RefSeq and is a predicted model, not a curated record. Lineage: Eukaryota; Metazoa; Arthropoda; Insecta; Diptera; Tephritidae. Gene Ontology annotation, cellular component: nucleus. The coding region runs from base 2228 to 3553 and encodes 441 amino acids. Gene Ontology annotation, biological process: positive regulation of transcription by RNA polymerase II.